This is a messenger RNA of Benincasa hispida (wax gourd), 587 nucleotides long. RefSeq lists its product as uncharacterized. The record is from RefSeq and is a predicted model, not a curated record. Gene Ontology annotation, cellular component: respiratory chain complex. Lineage: Eukaryota; Viridiplantae; Streptophyta; Magnoliopsida; Cucurbitales; Cucurbitaceae. Gene Ontology annotation, biological process: mitochondrial respiratory chain complex IV assembly.
AUUAUUUCUUCAUGCUUCCCUCCUCACUGCAAACCUUCACCAAACUUGUCAGUUUUUUCUUCAGUAAACAACAACAAUGGAAGCUAUUCAAGUCUGGGUUUCUGAACACAAACUCACCACCAUUGGAGCUCUGUGGGCAUCUGGGAUCGGAGCAUCCCUGGCCUAUACCCGAUCAAGAACUCUCCUUAAGCCAAGUCUCCGCCUUAUCCAUGCCAGGAUGCAUGCUCAGGCAUUGACGUUGGCGGUUCUUUCCGGCGCCGCCGUGUACCACUACUACGAGGACAAACUCGCCGGCGGCCGAUCUGAAGCACCCGCUUCCCCUGGGGGAAAAUAAAAUGGAUAAGCCGAGAACAGUAUUCUAAAGGGAUGAAUCAUUUUGUGUAAAUCAAAUGAAGGAUAUCAAAGAUUCCAUCCUUUUAAUUAAUGCAUCCCUAGCCAUUGAAUGCCCAAGUUCUAAGCUUGGUUACUCUGUAUUUUGCUACUCUUACUUAAGUAGCAUAUAUUUCACAAAAUAUUAUAAGCCCAAUCUUUACCUAAAGGGAUCCCGCAAAAUUUCUAAUACUAUGUAGUGUGAUUUUUUUUUUCAA